AAGAAGGGGUUCAGGAUGAGCCCUGGGGUGGGCACAAGUUGUUUGGGGGUUUUUUUGAGGGGGUUGCCAGGUGGGUACAGGGGUUGUUGGGGGUUUUUUUUUGGGGGGAGAGGGUACAGGUUGGUGUGGGUGGUGGGUGCGGGUUUGUGGGCAGGGCAGGUUCCCUGCCCCCUGUCCCGUGUGUGUCCUCUCCCGUCCCCCCCCCCCUUUCCCAUCCCUCCCAGCAGCAGCAGGUGGCUGGGAGCCCCCCUGGACCAGUUGCCCACCCCGGCGCUGGUCCUGGACCGGGACAAGGUGCGGGGCAACGCGGAGCGGAUGCGGGAGCGGUGCCGAGCCCUGGGGCUGCGCCUGCGCCCGCACCUCAAGACGCACAAGACGCUGGAAGGGGCAGCUCUGGCCACAGGAGGCACCCGCCGCGGGCUGGUGGUCUCCACGCUGGCCGAGGCGCGGCUGCUGGCGGGGGGGGGCUUCGAUGACAUCCUGCUGGCUUAUCCCCUGCCGGGGGGGCGGCUGCCCGAAUGUGCCACCCUGGCCCAGCAGCUCCAGGCUUUCCAGGUCCUCUUGGACAACCCCCAGAGCUUGGCCCUGCUGCGCCAGCACCCGCUGCCCCCCGGCAAGCGCUGGCUCGUCUGGCUCAAGCUGGACUGCGGGAACGGCAGGGCCGGUGUCCGUCCCACCGACCCCGCUGCCCUGAGCCUGGCUCGGGCCAUCGCCCAGGAGACCCCCGAGGAGGUGACACUGGUGGGGGUCUAUGCUCACUGCGGGGACACCUACACCUGCCGAGAUGUCCCCUCUGUCCAAGCCAUCGCCAGGGCCACCACCGCCGCCGUCCUCGACUUUGUCACCAAGCUGCGGGAGGCUGGUAUCCCGUGUCCCCAGGCCAGCAUUGGCUCCACACCAUCCUGCAGCCACCCAGUGCCAGAGAUGUCCCAGCUCACCGAGCUCCACCCGGGCAACUACCUCUUCUAUGACCUGCAGCAGACCCUGCUGGGUUCCUGCCAGCUGGAGGAGGUGGCCAUCCGUGUCCUGACCAGGGUCAUCGGUCACUACCCUCACCGCAACCAGCUGCUGGUGGACUGUGGCUGGGCUGCCCUCAGCCUCCACGGGCAGAGCCAGGGCCCCGGGGGCUGGGCUGCCAUCGAGGGACACCCCCAGCUCAGGCUGGUGGGGCUGACCCAGGAGCACGGACAGGUGGAACCCAUCGACGGGCAGCUGGAUUUUGGGAGCUUCCCGUUGGGCACCAUCUUGGCUCUCAUCCCCUUCCACGCCUGUGCCACGGCUGCCAUGCACCCCGUCUACUAUGUCCACGCUGAGGGGAAGGUGGUGGAGCUCUGGCACCCCGUCCGUGGCUGGUAGGGAGGAGAGCAGGGAGAUGUCAGGACCCUGAAGCCAUGGAGACCCUGCACCCUUGGAGACCCUGCACCCUUGGAGACCCUGCACCCACCUGGAGACCCUGCACCCUUGGAGACCCUGCACCCACCUGGAGACCCUGCACCCUUGGAGACCCUGCACCCAUGGAGACCCUGCACUCAUGGAGACCCUGCACCCUUGGAGACCCUGCACCCACCUGGGGACCCUGCACCCAUGGAGACCCUGCACCCUUGGAGACCCUGCACCCACCUGGAGACCCUGCACCCUUGGAGACCCUGCACCCACCUGGAGACCCUGCACCCAUGGAGACCCUGCACCCAUGGAGACCCUGCACUCAUGGAGACCCUGCACCUUUGGAGACCCUGCACCCUUGGAGACCCUGCACUCAUGAAGACCCUGCACCCUUGGAGACCCUGCACCCACUUGGAGACCCUGCACCCAUGGAGACCCUGCACUCAUGAAGACCCUGCACCCAUGGAGACCCUGCACCCACCUGGAGACCCUGCACCCUUGGAGACCCUGCACUCAUGAAGACCCUGCACCCACCUGGAGACCCUGCACCCAUGGAGACCCUGCACUCAUGGAGACCCUGCACCCUUGGAGACCCUGCACCCACCUGGAGACCCUGCACCCUUGGAGACGCUGCACCCUUGGAGACCCUGCACUCAUGGAGACCCUGCACCCUUGGAGACCCUGCACCCACCUGGAGACCCUGCACCCUUGGAGACCCUGCACUCAUGGAGACCCUGCACUCAUGGAGACCCUGCACCCGCAUGAGGAGUGGGCUCCAUGCGAGGUUCCCGCCCCCCCCCCGAAGCCCCCCGCCCCCUCCCGGUACCGCCCCCAAUAAAGCUGCUUCUCGCCUUCCCA
Apus apus (common swift) is the source of this 2241-nucleotide messenger RNA. RefSeq names its product D-threo-3-hydroxyaspartate dehydratase-like. Gene Ontology annotation, molecular function: D-serine ammonia-lyase activity. Lineage: Eukaryota; Metazoa; Chordata; Aves; Apodiformes; Apodidae. The record is from RefSeq and is a predicted model, not a curated record. Gene Ontology annotation, biological process: D-serine catabolic process.